AUGAAGAUAACUGUUUUCUUUUCGCUUUUUCUUGCGAUUACAGCUUUCGACUACCGUGAAUUUUAUAAAAAAUAUCACCAAGAGCCAAGCCAGCUAGAAAGGGCUAGGAGCAUAAGCGAUUUGGAAGAUGAAGACUUGGAAAGAUACACUAGAGAUUGCAUGGUCUUCAAGACUCGAUCGUAUGACUGUACUCUGUUCAGAACUCUCUUUCGUGACCUCAUCAGCGAACACAAAAAUCAUCCACUCCUAAUGAGCGUUAAAUACGCUGUUUGA
Oikopleura dioica is the source of this 273-nucleotide messenger RNA. The record is from the annotation of a GenBank genome assembly. Lineage: Eukaryota; Metazoa; Chordata; Appendicularia; Copelata; Oikopleuridae.